This is a messenger RNA of Schistosoma bovis, 465 nucleotides long. The record is from the annotation of a GenBank genome assembly. NCBI's taxonomy places the organism in Eukaryota, Metazoa, Platyhelminthes, Trematoda, Strigeidida, Schistosomatidae.
AUGAUACUAACUACUACUACUACUACUACUACUACUACUACUACUACUACUACUACUACUACUACUACUACUACUACUACUACUACUACUACUACUACUACUACUACUACUACUACUACUACUACUACUACUACUACUACUACUACUACUACUACUACUACUACUACUACUACUACUACUACUACUACUACUACUACUACUACUACUACUACUACUACUACUACUACUACUACUACUACUACUACUACUACUACUACUACUACUACUACUACUACUACUACUACUACUACUACUACUACUACUACUACUACUACUACUACUACUACUACUACUACUACUACUACUACUACUACUACUACUACUACUACUACUACUACUACUACUACUAUUAUUAUUAUUAUUAUUAUUAUUAUUAUUAUUGUUAUUAUUGUUAUUAUUAUCAUCAUCAUCAUUGUUAUUAUUUGA